GUCUUUCACAGGCAUUUUCAUUCAAAAUUGGUGAAUAUCGUUAUAAUUCAGGAAAUAAUACGUACAAUGCUAUUUCAAUCUGGAUAAUUGAAAAUACUGAUGAAACAAAAAUAGCUCAAGAAAAUGCGCGUAUUGUAAAAGAACUGCAGAAUAAUGCGCCACAAUACCAUACUCGUGCUAUGAGGCUUAAUUAUUUUCGUACAUGUGAGCUACUAUUACCAAAAGUAAAAGCUGCACUAUUACGAACGAUUUAUAGAAUGAUAACUGGUGACACAUCAGCAGCAGAAUCUGCUAAUGAAGCAAAAGUUGAUGCUCAUCAUAAUGAAGGAAGACCGGAAAAGUAUAAAGUUUUUUGGAAUGUUGCGGCACGUUUUCUUGCAGGAAAAGCAGCAGAUUUUGUUGUUGCAGUUGAUGAGCGUCGCCAUGAUCAAAUUGUACAUCUAGCAACUGCCAUUUCAGUAAAUGACUUAUGUCGACAAAUUGAACGCGAAUGCCCUUAUAACACACCAAUUCCAA
Molecule: messenger RNA, 516 nt
Organism: Scutellospora calospora
Lineage: Eukaryota; Fungi; Glomeromycota; Glomeromycetes; Diversisporales; Gigasporaceae
Source: the annotation of a GenBank genome assembly